This is a messenger RNA of Osmerus eperlanus (European smelt), 2398 nucleotides long. It is a transcript of the gene siae, whose product is annotated as sialic acid acetylesterase. Gene Ontology annotation, molecular function: sialate O-acetylesterase activity. Gene Ontology annotation, biological process: carbohydrate metabolic process. The record is from RefSeq and is a predicted model, not a curated record. The coding region runs from base 173 to 1765 and encodes 530 amino acids. Lineage: Eukaryota; Metazoa; Chordata; Actinopteri; Osmeriformes; Osmeridae. The transcript is spliced from 10 exons.
AAGUGCGGUAGUUAUGUCGAAAUUAGAUCAUAUGACAGGUUUGGACACUGAUGGUUCCAGAUAGGAGUCUAAGAACCGUUCAAAAUGUAAAUUAUCCAGAAUUAUCUCAUCAGGAUAACAUGUGAUAGGGCGUUUAUAAAAGCUUUUUGCCUCUUGGUUGUUCGCGGAUACAAUGUCUCUGUUCAUAUAUGUGUGUUUUAUCUCUCUUUGUGGAACUGUUUACGCCCCAGACUUGUUUCGCUUUGCCUCCUAUUAUGGAGAUCAUAUGGUUCUACAGAAGACCCCAGAAAGGGCUGUGUUAUGGGGCUAUGGGCCAGAUGCAGCCACGGUCUUUGUCUCUGUGACAGGACCAUUCACACAUAAAACUCCAGCAGCCACGGUCUCUAACGGGAUCUGGAAGGUGAGUCUAGACCCAGUGGAAGCUGGGGGCCCCUACAAUGUGACUGCGUUUCUGAAGAACGGCUACAGCAUCACCCUAACAGAUGUACUGUUCGGUGACGUCUGGCUGUGUGGAGGCCAGAGCAACAUGGCUUUCACGACUUCCCAGGUGUUUAAUGCUUCUUAUGAGCUGACACUGGCCUCCAAGUACCCCCAGGUGAGGGUUUUCAUGGCUGCACUGGAGCAAAGCAGCACCGAGCUGACGGACUUAGCUGGAGUCACUGUACCCUGGUCAGUUCCCACACCAGAAUUGCUUGGCGGUGGGAACUUCAUCCACUUCUCUGGAGUGUGCUGGUUGUUUGGCCGCUACUUGUACAAGACCCUGAGGUACCCUAUAGGCCUGGUGGAGUCCUGCUGGGGGGGUACACCUGUAGAGGCCUGGUCCUCACCGCGGGCUCUGCACCAGUGUGGCCUGGACGGGGCCAGUGAUGGCAUCCCCGUGUCAGAGGACACUGUUAUGUUACAGUCUUUGUGGAGGAGCUCCGUGUUGUGGAAUGCCAUGAUCCACCCACUUCUCAACAUGACCCUAAAAGGAGCCAUCUGGUAUCAAGGUGAGGCCAAUACUGAGUAUCACCAAGAACACUACUCCUGUGCCUUUCCCACCAUGAUCGAUGACUGGAGGAUGUCCUUUCACCAGGGCUCUGGGGGACAGACUGCAGCAGACUUCCCCUUUGGGUUUGUUCAGCUGUCUACGUACAGAAAGAGCUCCACAAGUGAAGGCUUCCCAUCCAUUCGCUGGCAACAGACUGCAGACUAUGGCUUUGCUCCCAACCCCCGGAUGAAGAGGACCUUUAUGGCUGUGGCCAUGGAUCUGCCUGAUGAAAAAUCCCCCUGGGGCAGUAUACAUCCCCGAUACAAGCAGGAAGUUAGCAUGCGACUGACACUGGGAGCCAGAGCAGUGGCCUAUGGGGAGAGGGAGGUCUCAUUCCAGGGGCCUUUCCCUAAUCAGGUCCUGGUCCAGGAUACAUAUGUCAAUGUUACCUAUGAUCAGAGACUCUCUGUUAAUUCAUCAAAAGACAUAUUUGAGAUUUGCUGCUCAGUGCUGAAGGCACCCUGUUGGUUUUUUUCCAACUGGAUUCCAGCGCCCAUCAUUCAGUGGGACAGGACCUCGGUGCAGUUGUCCAACAACAACUGCCGAUCCGCGAACAAUGUGGCUGGCCUGCGCUACGCCUGGAGGGACUGGCCCUGCGACUUAAAGGCCUGUCCCAUUUACACUGCUGAUGGGGUGUUACCCGCACCACCCUUCACUCUCAACCGCUGGCCAUUCCAAAGCAUGAAAAGUGAGGUCCACCCUCCUUCCGAGCUAUGGACUAUUCCACCCAAAUAGAGGAAACAGAAGUUGCAGUGUUGUGAACUAAGAAUUAAGCUCUAAGAGGUGUGGAACUGCCUGCGUCUUCCUGUGUAUUUUGAUUGCACUGAGAAAAUUGUUUCCAGUCCAUUGUUGUGUUAUGAAUUGCUUUUACAUUUAAGAGACAAAUCGAUUCCAAUCAAACUAGAUAUGCUCAUUUAAAAAAAUAAUAAGACUGAUAAGCAACACUCAUUAACGACCAUUUACCGUUAACCGACAAGUAACAUUUUUGUGUCAGUGACCCAAAAAAAAAAACCAAUACAACAAAAAUCCCCUGGGUUUAUUAAGUAAAUAGUAGCUCAACUAUAGUUGCAGAAAACAACAGAACAAAAACUGAUUUCUAACAGAUUGCCAUUGUAUUGAUUCAACUAGGGAAGGUGAAAAAUUGCUAGAUCUAGCAAAAUUGUCGGUAAAUUGGCAACACUGUUUAACCAAUAGUAUUAAAUCAGGAAACAUUUGUAUUGUCAGUUAACGGUUAACUAUGAGCAUCCCUAAAUCAAACCCAUAAAUCGAUAUUAUUGUGAUUAUCAGGAAAAUGUAACAUAAGAUUAUUUUUAUUUAAAUGUUAAAACAGACCAGGAGCUCUAAGGUUGUUCAAUAAAUCAACUCUCA